This is a messenger RNA of Rotaria sp. Silwood1, 1761 nucleotides long. Lineage: Eukaryota; Metazoa; Rotifera; Eurotatoria; Philodinida; Philodinidae. The record is from the annotation of a GenBank genome assembly.
AUGGAUACUGGUUCAAUCUAUGCAUUGAUUUUGGCUCUCGUUAUGAGCUCAAUAAGUGAAAUAACAGCAAAACCUUCUAAUCCUCGUUUCAUUUUCAUGUCUCCAGAAUCUGAUCCAUUUGUUGAUAGUUACAUGAAAACAAUCAGUCGUAUGAGCACAAAAGAAAUAAUGAAUUUGCCUAAAUUAAGUGAUGUUGAAUUUUUGGAUCAACUUGAACGUGGAUAUGAUUUCAUUCCAGUGUCCACGAAGAGUCUCAAUUCUAUAAAUUUAUUCGAUUCAACUAUCGACGAGCCAAUAGAAUAUCAACCAGAUUUAGAAAAUGAAUGGGAAGAUCUAAUGGACGCUGGACCAGCCAGUAUUAAUUUAUUAGGUUCUGUGAUGGCUAUUGCAAGUAGAAAAGACUUUCCACUCAAAACAGACUUUAACUAUACACUUGUUAAAUAUCCUGAAUCUUUUCAAGCUACUCUUAUGCAAGUUUCUCACGAUAUGUACAGAGCAUUAUAUGGCGCUCAUACAAGUAUGGAAAGUAUUCAGGUUAGUAUGCGGCAGAUUCCGACACUCUUGAAAACCGCUAUUAAACUCAUUACUCAAGCGUCAACGGUAUUGAACAAGGCACUGUUACCUCGAACUUUAGCAAGCAUUGGCCGAUAUGCUAAUGAAAGUGCUGCUGUUGCUCGAGCUUCGCUUGAGCGAUUUGAAUAUCUUCAGGUUUUGCUACAUGAAGUUCUUGAAGUGACCACUUUAACCAAUAGUGAUAAUAAAGAAACAGCUGAGAAAUUAGCAGCAGAAGCUGAAGAUAUAAGAAAAGAAAAAAAGGAAAUGGAUAAUGUUAUUGCUGACAUAACAGCCCAAUAUGAAACUGCACGAAAAAAUUUAGAAAAGACUCGACAAGAUUAUCAUAAUGCUAUGAAGAAUGUACCAGGUGAUGGUUGGGAUUCCCAUGCGUGGAAUGUUUAUGCUUCUCAGCGUCCUGCAGAGACCUGCAAGCGGAAUUGGUAUGGACGACGUCGUUGUAGAUCUCUCCGGGAUCAACAAUUUGCUGAUUAUAGUGCAGAAGCACAGCAAAAGGCUCAGCAAGCCCUGAAUAUUCUUAAAGAAGCAGAGAAAAACAGUAAAAAUAUUUAUAAUCAGCAAAUGAAUAAACAAAAUGAAUUGGAGUCUGUCAUUAAUAAUUUAACAACAAUUAAUUUACAUGAAUUAUCUAUCAAUGAAACAAUUAAGAUUUUGCUUGAUGCUACAAAAAAUAUUGCACUACUUCAAGGUCAAUGGAGUCGUCUUAGUCGAUUUUUCAGUACUCUUACUAUUAAUACAGAACAUACACAAAAAGUAAUUUUACAAGAUUUCCUUGGCGUCAUUUCUGAUGCUGAACUUAUUGGCAAACCGUUGGACCCAAUUGAUGAGACACUCUUCCUUGUAUUAUUAGUGGAAUCAGUGACUGAUAUUGAUCGUGAUUCUCAUUUACUUUUUCUUAUGGCUAAAACAUACUCAGAUGUAUCAAAUGCAUACAUGAUAGAACAAAUAGCUGAAUUAUCUGGCGUUCUUUCAUUACAGAACGAUGACGACCGAGAGACUUAUUUGAAAGAAGUUGCGAACAAAAGUAGAAAAAUAUCAAUGCAAGUUAAAGAUCUAGCAACUGACCGACAGAGAGAAUAUGAAUUGGUAAAUUUUUCUCGUCAAGAGCAGUAUAUGAAAUAUAUUGAAGAAGGAAUGUUACAAGAAGAAUUGAAUAUUCUCAGUAAUAUCGAAAUCGGAAGACGUUGA